UAGGGUUUUCCUCUCACCACAUUUCAUCAGCCUCUCACUCCCAAACCCUAGAGAGAGGAAGUAGAUACUCUAGAGAGAAAAAAUGGCAGAGAAUCUGACCCUCAAAGGAACUAUGAGGGCUCACACCGACUGGGUCACCGCCAUCGCUACACCGAUCGACAACUCCGACAUGAUCGUCACCGCCUCUCGGGACAAGUCAAUCAUCCUCUGGCACCUCACCAAGGAGGAGAAGACCUACGGUGUUCCUCGCCGUAGGCUAACUGGCCACUCCCAUUUCGUCCAAGAUGUUGUCCUCUCAUCGGACGGCCAAUUCGCCCUAUCCGGUUCCUGGGACGGUGAGCUCCGCCUCUGGGACCUCGCCGCCGGCACCACCGCUCGCCGAUUCGUGGGUCACACCAAGGACGUGCUCUCCGUCGCCUUCUCCAUCGACAACCGUCAGAUCGUGUCGGCCUCCCGUGACCGUUCGAUCAGGCUCUGGAACACACUCGGUGAGUGCAAGUACACCAUUCAGGAUGGCGACGCCCACUCUGAUUGGGUGAGUUGCGUCCGCUUCAGCCCCAAUAAUCUCCAGCCGACCAUCGUGUCGUCGUCCUGGGAUAGGACCGUGAAGAUUUGGAAUUUGACCAAUUGCAAGCUGAAGUCCACUUUGGCCGGCCACGGUGGCUACGUGAACACGGUGGCGGUGUCGCCGGAUGGUUCGCUGUGUGCUAGUGGUGGGAAGGACGGAGUGAUUUUGCUGUGGGAUUUGUCGGAGGGGAAGCGUCUCUACUCGCUCGAUGCCGGUUCGAUCAUUCACUCGCUGUGCUUCAGUCCGAAUCGGUACUGGCUCUGCGCGGCCACGGAGGCAAGCAUAAAGAUCUGGGACUUGGAGAGUAAGAGCAUUGUUGCGGAGCUCAGGGUUGAUCUGAAGAAUGAGUCCGAUAUGAAUGACACAACCCAAACAGCUGUGGGCAAGAACAAGGUCAUAUACUGCACCAGCUUGAAUUGGAGUGCUGAUGGAAGCACAUUAUUCAGCGGGUACACUGAUGGUAUAGUCAGGGUUUGGACUAUCGGGCGUUAAAUUUGAAAGAUUUAAAUUUAAAAGAUUUAGGCGAGCAAUUAGCAAAUGCUUUCAUAAUAGCAUCAAGAGCCUUGUUAGGUUUCAGUUGAAAUAUGUUGGAAGGAUAUUUGUACUCUCUUAUCUAUGUUGUUUGAUGGCUUUGAGGCCACUGGUAUUUUUGGAUAUUUUUGUUGGUGUUGUCAUAUCGGGUUUUCAGACUAUCAAUCCAAGUUGUUUUGCUUA
Molecule: messenger RNA, 1282 nt
Organism: Cornus florida
Lineage: Eukaryota; Viridiplantae; Streptophyta; Magnoliopsida; Cornales; Cornaceae
Product: small ribosomal subunit protein RACK1
Exons: 2
Coding region: 83-1060 (325 amino acids)
Biological process (GO): rescue of stalled cytosolic ribosome; positive regulation of protein phosphorylation
Cellular component (GO): cytosol; nucleus
Molecular function (GO): ribosome binding; protein kinase C binding; translation regulator activity
Source: RefSeq, a predicted model, not a curated record